Prorocentrum cordatum is the source of this 1114-nucleotide messenger RNA. The record is from the annotation of a GenBank genome assembly. Lineage: Eukaryota; Dinophyceae; Prorocentrales; Prorocentraceae.
UGACACCCCCACCCUGCUGGACCCUCUUUCUGAGAUUUCCAAGGACCACCCUGCAAAAUACUGCGCUCGCCCAGGCAGGUCCGCGCCAGGGUCCGACGCAUCGGCAGGCUCAGGCCCCCCGGCGCCCACUCUCGGCUCUCCGCCUCCAGCUCGCCCAGGCCCGCGGCCUGCUCGGACAAGAUGCGAUUGUAAGAGCCGGUUGACUCGUCGCCAAUCACGAACUCGCACGCGCGCCGGGCCGGCGCGCUCGCGGGGCAGACUCCUGGACUUCUCCUCGGUAGCAAGACAGCCUCGAGGCCUGGACCUUCUGCCGGUAGCCCUCCCUGCCGCGCGGCUAGCGAGGCUUCCCCUGCCAGAGGUCCAGGGGCCGCAGCAGCAGGACGUUUUCCUGGGAAGGCCCCGCAACGGCUCCGGGAUCUCGGCCAGCGUCGGGACGGGGCGGGGCCUGUGGCAGCGCUUGCAGGGCCGCGACACCGGCGCGAGGUCGGGCCAGCCCAAGCUCCUCUGCGUCAGCUUCUCCGGGGUGCGCAUGCCGCAGCGCUCGCAGACAGACCGACUUCCAUGGUGGAGCCAGGCCGCCCCGGCCCACUCCGCGGGAGACAUCCACAGCGCGCAGGCCUCUGGGUUCGCCACGCCGUUGCGCCGCAUCCAGCGGUGGACGCCCUGCGGGAUCUCCCUCUCGCGCUGCUCCCCGUGGCCGCUCUUGACCCGGACGACGCUGCGGGAGACGAUGCCGAGCAGCGCAGCCCGGGCGCGCCAAAAGGCAGCGACCUUGUCGCAGGUCCAACCGUAGAGCCCGCCGCAGCGUUGGCGCUCACGCGGCAUGAAGGGCAGACAAGCGCCUCGGAAAAGAAGGUGUGACUCUGGCUGGAGGCAACCAGCGGCGCGGUUUCCUGGGCACACCCUUCGGCGGCGACCGCCGCGGGUUUCGGGGAGACCCCUUCCGCCACAACGCAGGCACGACAGCAAAACCAAGGAGCGAGCGGAUCGCCGAAGACCUUCAGCCGAAACGGCCACGGAGACCUGCCCGAGGGAGAAGCGCGGACACCCACGAGGUUGCCACUUACUGAGUAUCAGAGCUGGCUAUUUUCGUUUUUCGAGCGUCGUCCACAAG